AUGUUUGCCGCGUUGCAUUGUCAUUGCAUGUCAUUGAUUCCUUCUAUUUUCAAAAAACGCGAAUAUGAUCUCCAACAACUGUAUGAACAAAUGGCUAUUUGUCAAACAGAAUCAGAUGAAAAAGUGAAGCAAGCAAUAGAACAGUUUAAACAAGCUAAUAUGAAGUCAAAUGAAUGUGAACGUGAACGUUUAGAUUUACGAAAACAUUUACAAGAGUUACAAGAUGAAAAUGAAUUAUUAAAAUCAUACAUAAAUUAUUUGUCAGGAAGCAAACAAAAUGUAAAUCAGACAAUUGAAAAAUUAUUAACUGUAGUUGAUUUUACUACACAAAUCAUUAACAAUCAAAAUCCUGAUGUUUUAAUGCUUCGUUUAUCCUCAACUAAAACAGAAGGUACUGUAAACAAAUUAGAUGAAAAACUCGAUUUUAUCGUUGAUAAACUAUUAUCGAUUCGAAGUGAAUUAAUAUCAAAACAAUUUAAUAUUGCUGAUAAUUGA
Molecule: messenger RNA, 495 nt
Organism: Didymodactylos carnosus
Lineage: Eukaryota; Metazoa; Rotifera; Eurotatoria; Philodinida; Philodinidae
Source: the annotation of a GenBank genome assembly